AGGGUGUGAGAGGCCUCUCUGGAAGUUGUCCCGGGUGUUCGCCGCUGGAGCCCGGGUCGAGAGGACGAGGUGCCGCUGCCUGGAGAAUCCUCCGCUGCCGCCGGCUCCUGGAGCCCAGCCCUUUCCUAACCCAACCCAACCCAACCCAGUCCCAGCCGCCAGCGCCUGUCCCUGCCGCGGACCCCAGCGUUACCAUGCAUCCAGCCGUCUUCCUAUCCUUACCCGACCUCAGAUGCUCCCUUCUGCUCCUGGUAACUUGGGUUUUUACUCCUGUAACAACUGAAAUAACAAGUCUUGAUACAGAGAAUAUAGAUGAAAUUUUAAACAAUGCUGAUGUUGCUUUAGUAAAUUUUUAUGCUGACUGGUGUCGUUUCAGUCAGAUGUUGCAUCCAAUUUUUGAGGAAGCUUCCGAUGUCAUUAAGGAAGAAUUUCCAAAUGAAAAUCAAGUAGUGUUUGCCAGAGUUGAUUGUGAUCAGCACUCUGACAUAGCCCAGAGAUACAGGAUAAGCAAAUACCCAACCCUCAAAUUGUUUCGUAAUGGGAUGAUGAUGAAGAGAGAAUACAGGGGUCAGCGAUCAGUGAAAGCACUGGCAGAUUACAUCAGGCAACAAAAAAGUAACCCCAUUCAAGAAAUUCGGGACUUAGCAGAAAUCACCACUCUUGAUCGCAGCAAAAGAAAUAUCAUUGGAUAUUUUGAGCAAAAGGACUCGGACAACUAUAGAGUUUUUGAACGAGUAGCGAAUAUUUUGCAUGAUGACUGUGCCUUUCUUUCUGCAUUUGGAGAUGUUUCAAAACCGGAAAGAUACAGUGGAGACAACAUAAUCUACAAACCACCAGGGCAUUCUGCUCCAGAUAUGGUGUACUUGGGAGCUAUGACAAAUUUUGAUGUGACUUACAAUUGGAUUCAAGAUAAAUGUGUUCCUCUUGUCCGAGAAAUAACAUUUGAAAAUGGAGAGGAAUUGACAGAAGAAGGACUGCCUUUUCUCAUACUCUUUCACAUGAAAGAAGAUACAGAAAGUUUAGAAAUAUUCCAGAAUGAAGUAGCUCGGCAAUUAAUAAGUGAAAAAGGUACAAUAAACUUUUUACAUGCUGAUUGUGACAAAUUUAGACAUCCUCUUCUGCACAUACAGAAAACUCCAGCAGAUUGUCCUGUAAUCGCUAUUGACAGCUUUAGGCAUAUGUAUGUGUUUGGAAACUUCAAAGAUGUAUUAAUUCCUGGAAAACUCAAGCAAUUUGUAUUUGACUUACAUUCUGGAAAACUGCACAGAGAAUUCCAUCAUGGACCUGACCCAACCGAUAUAGCCCCAGGAGAGCAAGCCCAAGAUGUAGCAAGCAGUCCACCUGAGAGCUCCUUCCAGAAACUAGCACCCAGUGAAUAUAGGUAUACUCUAUUGAGGGAUCGAGAUGAGCUUUAAAAACUUGAAAAACAGUUUGUAAGCCUUUCAACAGCAGCAUCAACCUACAUGGUGGAAAUAGUAAACCUAUAUUUUCAUAAUUCUAUGUGUAUUUUUAUUUUGAAUAAACUGAAAGAAGUUUUGGGUUUUUAAUUUUUUUCUCCCCGACUCAAAAUGCAUUGUCAUUUAAUAUAGCCUCAAAAAAAAAAAAAAAAAAAAAACCUGCUAGGAUUUAAAAAUAAAAAUCAGAGGCCUAUCUCCACUUUAAAUCUGUCAUGUAAAGAAAGGUGACAUUGCCAGAAACUUACCAUUAACUUGCACUACUACGGUAGGGAGGACUUAGGGAUGUUUCCUGUGUCGUAUGUGCUUUUCUUUCUUUCAUAUGAUCAAUUCUGUUGGUAUUUUCAGUAUCUCAUUUCUCAAAGCUAAAGAGAUAUACAUUCUGGAUACUUGGGAGGGGAAUAAAUUAAAAUUUUCACACUGUGUACUGUGUUUUACUGAUUGGUUGGAUAUUGCUUAUGAAAAUUCCAUAGUGGUAUUUUUUUGGAUUCUUAAUGUGUAACUUAAACAUACUUUGAAGCGGAGGAGAGUCAUAAGACAGAACAUUUGGCAGGAAUUGUCCUUAUGAACCAAGAAAAAGAAAAUGAAAAGUAUUAUUAAGCUUCUGUGUUUGUCUAAAAAUGUGGCAUAUGGGUGACAUUUAAAACUCUGAAUGAAUUAUACCUAAAUCUGGGAAAGGGAGGUGACAGUGAAACAGGUUACCAGUCAGAACUAGAUUAGUUUUAAGGCUACUCCUAUUAUGAGACUUCAAUUUCCAAAGAGAAGAACCAGCAGAGAAAUUGUAUUUCGGUAAUUUUAACCUCCUUCUGUCUUGUAGAGUCUUGUUAGAGUUGUGUAAAUUAAAAACACAGAAUAAGGAACAUAUUUAACUUUUCUUUCCAUUGUAAAAUGGUUAGAGGACCUUACCCCCUCUAGAUUCCCUGAUUUCCCAGGCCUGCAGCAUACAGUAAGAUGGGUCCCUGUGCCAGGCCUCAAUACUGCCAGGGAAUAAAACCAGAGGGAGAGGACCCUCAGUGUCAUAUCAGGAAGCCCAAUGCCAGAGGACAGACAGGCUCAAAAUUGGCUUUUCCUCUGGGCCCGGGUUGGUGCUAUAGGCCAAGGGUCAUUUUAUACUUGGGUGUAAAUCAAUCCCAGUUUGGGAAAAGAUUAUUUUUAAGCUUAAAAGGCUGACAUGUGCCAUUAUAUGUAGUAUGUAAUAUAUGUAUCAUCUUCCAAUUCUUUUAAAAUAAAAUAUUUAUAAUGGA
Piliocolobus tephrosceles (Ugandan red Colobus) is the source of this 2698-nucleotide messenger RNA. It is a transcript of the gene ERP44, whose product is annotated as endoplasmic reticulum protein 44. Gene Ontology annotation, biological process: protein folding. NCBI's taxonomy places the organism in Eukaryota, Metazoa, Chordata, Mammalia, Primates, Cercopithecidae. The transcript has 12 exons. Bases 195 to 1415 code for a protein of 406 amino acids. Gene Ontology annotation, molecular function: protein disulfide isomerase activity. Gene Ontology annotation, cellular component: endoplasmic reticulum-Golgi intermediate compartment; endoplasmic reticulum membrane. The record is from RefSeq and is a predicted model, not a curated record.